AUGCUAAAAAGAAUUCUGGUGCUUGAUUUUGAUGGGACCAUCACCACGAAAGACACUACUAGUCUGAUUGGCGAGUCGGUGUACAGGCUAAAGAACGUGAAGGUUCCUUGGAAUCACUAUACCAAGGUUUAUGAGGCACAUCAUGUUCCAAAACCUAGAAGCUUGGGUACUAAUCCAUGGAUUACGGUUUGUAACUACGAACGCGAUGCCAAAAGCUGUGAGCUGGCGUCCAUUAACGAGCUAGAAGCGCAAGAUCAUUUCAAAGACGUGGUCAUACAAGAUCUUCUGCAAGUGGUGAAACCGCAGGUUCAAGUGCGGCCUGGGUUGCGUGAGAUGAUGGGCCAAUUUCACGAGACGUACAUUGUGUCGUUGAAUUGGUCAAAGGAUCUGAUUCACGAUCUGACCGGUGUGCGUAAGGGCAAUAUCUUCUGCAAUGAUUUGAUAUCACGUGAUAAUGUUACUUACAACGGACACUUUACAAAGCAAGUGGUUACUGGACUAGACAAGUACAAUCUCUUGAAGGAUAAGAUUCUUGAUCCAAAGAGUGAGGUGACGUAUAUCGGUGACAGUUUUGGUGAUCUUCCCUGUAUACUAGCAGAGGGAGUUAAAGGGUAUAUUAUUGGUGAUUCUUUGAAGCAUUUACAACUAGAUGUUCCCACUAUUCAAGGGUUCGAUGAGGUACAAUGUUGA
Kluyveromyces marxianus DMKU3-1042 is the source of this 690-nucleotide messenger RNA. RefSeq names its product Cto1p (gene CTO1). Lineage: Eukaryota; Fungi; Ascomycota; Saccharomycetes; Saccharomycetales; Saccharomycetaceae. The record is from RefSeq and is a predicted model, not a curated record. Bases 1 to 690 code for a protein of 229 amino acids. The transcript has a single exon.